AGGCAUCGGUGUAUUCAUAUGCUGUGAAAACCUUAAUAACAGUCUCAACGCUUAUGCUUUUGGGUCUUAUUGUGGCCUAUCAUUCACUGGAAGUGCAGUUAUUUAUGAUCGAUAAUUGUGUUGAUGACUGGAGAAUAGCCAUGACUUCCCAAAGAAUGGGACUCAUUGUACUGGAAUUAGUGAUUUGCUCCAUGCAUCCCAUUCCUGGUGAAUAUAGCUUUGUUUGGACCACAAAGUUGGCAAACCGUGGCGGAAGGUUUCAAAGCAGCUCUGUUGAGGUGCCAAUAGAUGUGGCACUUUCUUUGCCAAUGUUUUUUCGCCUAUACCUCAUUUGUCGGGUGAUGUUAUUGCACAGCAAGCUAUUUACGGACGCCUCCUCCCGAAGUAUCGGUGCUCUAAACAGAAUUAACUUCAACACACGCUUUGUCCUCAAGACACUCAUGACCAUAUGUCCCGGCACUUGCCUUAUGGUCUUUUUGGUCUCUCUUUGGAUUAUUGGCAGUUGGACUAUGAGAUUGUGCGAGAGAUAUCACGACGAAGAACACGCAAACCUAUUGAACACUAUGUGGUUGGUUGCCAUCACCUUCUUGUCUAUUGGUUACGGAGAUAUAGUUCCCAACACAUAUUGUGGACGAGGAAUAGCCGUUUGUUCGGGACUUAUUGGCGCCGGUUGUACGGCUCUGGUAGUGGCAGUUAUAGCAAGAAAGUUAGAGUUAUCCCGAGCAGAAAAGCAUGUUCACAACUUCAUGAUGGAUACUCAGCUCACUAAAAGGUUAAAGAAUGCGGCGGCAAAUGUAUUGAGGGAGACGUGGCUUAUCUACAAGAAUACAAAACUAACCAAAAAAAUAAACACAUCGCGCGUACGAACACAUCAGAGAAAGUUUUUAUUAGCCAUCUAUAGCCUUAGAAAAGUGAAAAUGGAUCAGAGGAAACUCAUGGAUAACGCCAACACCAUCACAGAUAUGGCAAAAUUGCAGAACAAUGUCUAUGAGAUUGUGUCGGAUAUAAACGCGAGACAAGAAUUAUUAGACGAGAAGAUGAUUACAAUAGAGGACAGAAUGUCUAUGAUUUACGAGCAAAUCGAGGCUUUGCCCGACUUAUUGACGAAAGUUAUACAACAAAAUCAUUCACAUCAGGCCAUAAGGAACUCGUUGCCCACAUUAGUCGAGAAUAUAAAUGAGAAAAACGACUUAAAAUCGCAGCAAGCUAACUAUACAUACGCCAACACGAACUCCAAUCCGGCAGAGCAGUCACAAAAGCAUACAUUUCUGCACCCGAAUGACGCCCAGGCGGGUCGGCCGAGUUGGUCCGUCUCCAACCUCACCUCACCGGCCACUGGCGGCCGACAAUUCCUAACGCCAACUGUUUUAAGGACCAGUUCUGUUGACACGUGACUUUUCUCCUAUUUCUCGUGUCAUCUAUCAAAUACUUAAUUAUUAUAUAAUUAGAC
Molecule: messenger RNA, 1450 nt
Organism: Oppiella nova
Lineage: Eukaryota; Metazoa; Arthropoda; Arachnida; Sarcoptiformes; Oppiidae
Source: the annotation of a GenBank genome assembly